AUGAGCCGUAGGGAUACUGGCAGCUGUGGUGGAGGGGACUUGAAGUGCACUUUUUCAGCACACACGACUACGUUCUUCAAAAACAUCGGGAACCAACGCGACUACGUUCUUCAAAAACACCGGGAACCAACGCGACUACGUUCUUCAAAAACAUCGGGAACCAACGCGACUACGUUCUUCAAAAACACCGGGAACCAACGCGACUACGUUCUUCAAAAACAUCGGGAACCAACGCGACUACGUUCUUCAAAAACAUCGGGAACCAACGCGACUACGUUCUUCAAAAACAUCGGGAACCAACGCGACUACGUUCUUCAAAAACACCGGGAACCAACGCGACUACGUUCUUCAAAAACACCGGGAACCAACGCGACUACGUUCUUCAAAAACACUGGGAACCAACGCGACUACGUUCUUCAAAAACACUGGGAACCAACACGACUACGUUCUUCAAAAACACUGGGAACCAACGCGACUACGUUCUUCAAAAACACUGGGAACCAACGCGACUACGUUCUUCAAAAACACCGGGAACCAACGCGACUACGUUCUUCAAAAACACUGGGAACCAACGCGACUACGUUCUUCAAAAACACUGGGAACCAACGCGACUACGUUCUUCAAAAACAUCGGGAACCAACGCGACUACGUUCUUCAAAAACACCGGGAACCAACGCGACUACGUUCUUCAAAAACACCGGGAACCAACGCGACUACGUUCUUCAAAAACAUCGGGAACCAACGCGACUACGUUCUUCAAAAACACCGGGAACCAACGCGACUACGUUCUUCAAAAACACCGGGAACCAACGCGACUACGUUCUUCAAAAACAUCGGGAACCAACGCGACUACGUUCUUCAAAAACACCGGGAACCAACGCGACUACGUUCUUCAAAACACCGGGAACCAACGCGACUACGUUCUUCAAAAACAUCGGGAACCAACGCGACUACGUUCUUCAAAAACACCGGGAACCAACACGACUACGUUCUUCAAAAACAUCGGGAACCAACGCGACUACGUUCUUCAAAAACAUCGGGAACCAACGCGACUACGUUCUUCAAAAACAUCGGGAACCAACGCGACUACGUUCUUCAAAAACACCGGGAAGCAACGCGACUACGUUCUUCAAAAACACCGGGAACCAACGCGACUACGUUCUUCAAAAACACCGGGAACCAACGCGACUACGUUCUUCAAAAACAUCGGGAACCAACGCGACUACGUUCUUCAAAAACAUCGGGAACCAACGCGACUACGUUCUUCAAAAACACCGGGAACCAACGCGACUACGUUCUUCAAAAACAUCGGGAACCAACGCGACUACGUUCUUCAAAACACCGGGAACCAACGCGACUACGUUCUUCAAAAACACCGGGAACCAACGCGACUACGUUCUUCAAAAACACCGGGAACCAACGCGACUACGUUCUUCAAAACACCGGGAACCAACGCGACUACGUUCUUCAAAAACACUGGGAACUACGAGGACUUUGGAGAGAGGAAAGCUUUUUGUUCACACCUGA
Messenger RNA from Salvelinus fontinalis (brook trout), 1527 nucleotides. RefSeq lists its product as uncharacterized. NCBI's taxonomy places the organism in Eukaryota, Metazoa, Chordata, Actinopteri, Salmoniformes, Salmonidae. The transcript has a single exon. Bases 1 to 1527 code for a protein of 508 amino acids. The record is from RefSeq and is a predicted model, not a curated record.